This is a messenger RNA of Cyprinus carpio (common carp), 1760 nucleotides long. Its product is annotated as R3H and coiled-coil domain-containing protein 1-like. The transcript is spliced from 6 exons. Bases 210 to 1073 code for a protein of 287 amino acids. Gene Ontology annotation, molecular function: nucleic acid binding. NCBI's taxonomy places the organism in Eukaryota, Metazoa, Chordata, Actinopteri, Cypriniformes, Cyprinidae. The record is from RefSeq and is a predicted model, not a curated record.
UUUGUAAGGCUUUUGUCUUUCUAACACAGUUAAAUUCAAAAAUUCAUGUUAUUUCUUAUUUACAUUCAAUACAGGGAUUCCCAAACUUUUUUUGUCAGCCAAAAAUACAUUUACUUGAAGCACUACUUGAGAUUUUAAGGUUGCCAGAAGAAGACCAGAUAGAUGCGAAGGGCAGAUCCAAGGAGCGAGCGUGCAGUCGGGACAGAGACAUGGAGACCAGCAGCAACACACGCUCACUGGAGACCAGCUUCAGCAACAGACGGAGAGCCAGACGGCCAGACAAGGCUAUUUACGUUCCACGUGUUAUGAGACAUAAGAUAGAUCUGGAACAACCGAAUCUCAAGGGAUCAUCUGUGGAAUCCUCCUCUGACGUUGCUGAGGAACCUCUUGUAACCAAUCAGAAGCCAGAGGUGGACAGCACUGGCCAGUCACGGGGCGAUGAGGAGUUUGUGCAGCUUUCGAGGUCGGGUCCGUCACCGUGGCCUCCAGCCUGGGACCAGACUGUGACUCUCUUCACAUCUCUGACAUUAGAUGAUGAAAAAGAUAAAAAUUGUGCCAACAACACGGACCUUCCCACUGAUGCCACACUCCAGCAGCAGGACGUCGAUGAAAGUUUGCUCUCGGAGGUCAAAGCCAAGCAUAUUAUCUUUUUUAUCAUUUGUGUUGAUUUCCCCGCCUUUGCAAACAUCUGGCUGGACCCACAGGAGUUCGGCCACGUCAUUGAGAUCUACGACUUUCCUGCCAUGUUUAAAACAGACGACCUGCUUGAUGCCUUUGCUGACUAUAGUGAAGGGGGGAUGAAGAUCAAGUGGGUGGAUAACACUCAUGCUCUCGGUGUAUUUUCAAGUCAGUCGGCAGCUACACAGGCACUGUCCCUCAAACAUCCCAUCCUGAAGACCCGCGCGCUGCUGGAGGGGAGCCAGAAAGCUAAGUGGAAAGCAACCAGACGUGCAGAGUUCAUUCAGCCGGUGAAGGAAAGGCCGCGGACGGACACAGUGGUGGCUCGCAGGAUGGUGACCAGAGCGCUGGGCUUGAGGGGGAGACGCUUUGAAAUGAGAAACAACUUCAACUGAAUAUUAAAUAAAGUUCCUCAUCACAGUCAGACUGUCCUUCAGUUAUAACUGUACUGGGAAAAGAACAUGCCUUUGACAUUACUGCACCACUCAAGACUAUUUUAGGAAACAAGCCAGUAGUAUAAGUGAGCAUUUGAUGUGAGUUUUGGUAAGCAUUCAGAGGACUGUGGUUCUUUCUUCUUUAGCAGGAAACAGCCUUGUUUGUUUUUUCCUGCUCUGUUUCUUCAUGCUAACAAGCCCAGCAUCUGGUCCAGCCAUUUUAAAUAGAUCAUUUUUUAUUAACUUCAAUCUUAUUUAACACAAAUAAGCUCUUUUGCUCAUUGGAUUUCCUGAAAAUGGGUCAUCCAGGACCAUCAUAUUCAAUCUAAUGUUUAAAUUAAGUAGACCGUGUGUUGAGCAUUGUUUGUCAAUGUUGUUUUCAUGUUCAUCUCGUGUAAUUUGAGAUCAGAACGGAGUCUAAAUGACAUUUUUGAAACAUUAAAUAUGUUUUGUUUAAAAUGCAAUAGUAUUAUUAUAUGUAAAACUAAAUGUAGAUAAUAUUGUUUGUUUUGUUUGCUACUAUUAUUAUAUAUUUGACUUGUUUGUCUGAGUUGAUUUGUUAAAAAAAAAAAUACUUAUUUCUGCACUAUGAUGGUUUAAAAUUGUUUGAUACCUCAACCUGUUUUUCCGGUUUUAAUUAAAUGUUUU